Molecule: messenger RNA, 462 nt
Organism: Malania oleifera
Lineage: Eukaryota; Viridiplantae; Streptophyta; Magnoliopsida; Santalales; Ximeniaceae
Exons: 3
Coding region: 1-462 (153 amino acids)
Source: RefSeq, a predicted model, not a curated record
AUGAAAGCAACAUGGGAUGACACGAGUUCAAGCAAAAUGGAAGAUGAGACAAGCGGGCAAGAAAUAGCUAACAUGUGCUUCAUGGCACAUAAUGAAGAGAAGCUAGAUUUGGUUGAAAUCUCAGAGGUGUAUAGCUUUGAGGGAUCUAUUGCUUUUGAUACUGCUGUUGAGGAGCUGCAACUGAGUGAUAUAGUAGCUGCGGAGGUGGUGCAUAAGAUUGAGGAAAUUGCUGAAACUGAGGAUGUAUCUUCACUUCACACUACCUGUUCUUCACUUGAUCAGCGCCUCACUCGUAUUGAGAAGUAUCAUGAUAGCUCAUCUCGUUGUGUUGAUACUAUGGACACUAGUUCUACUCCUUCGAGUGAUAAUGAAGAAUCUGAGGAAGGCAGUGAGGAAGGUGAUGAAGAGGAAGGUGACGAAGAAGAAGCUAAAGAGGAAGAUGAUGAUGAUGCUGAUAACUGA